AUGUGUGCAGGGAAGUACACAGAGACUGCACCCGUGGAGGACGUCGAGGCAGGUGAUGCUGCCUAUCCAAUGAAGAAUUGGUUACUGAAGCCUUAUACUAACCAAAUGAAUCUAACAGUAUCACAGAAUGUGUUCAAUUACAAGCUGAGUAGAGCUAGGAUGACAAUUGAAAAUACGUUCGGGCGUUUAAAAGGUAGAUGGAGAUGUCUGCAGAAGAGACUGGAUGUUGGUGUUGAAUUUGCCAGUACCGUAGUCACAGCAUGCGCCAUUCUUCACAACCUUUGUGAACUACGGAACGAACCGUGCGUCUUUGUACAGGUAGAGGAGAAUGGUGAUGAAAUGGAUGGAAUGGAUACUGGGGAAGAAGCUCAAGUGAAUGCCACAAUUCUGAGAUAUGAUCUAGCAGCAUAUUUCGUGAAUGGUUGA
Messenger RNA from Gigantopelta aegis, 426 nucleotides. RefSeq lists its product as uncharacterized. NCBI's taxonomy places the organism in Eukaryota, Metazoa, Mollusca, Gastropoda, Neomphalida, Peltospiridae. The transcript has 2 exons. Bases 1 to 426 code for a protein of 141 amino acids. The record is from RefSeq and is a predicted model, not a curated record.